AAUAUAACGAUUUCUCUGUGUAUGUAUAUUCUGCCUAUGGUGAUGUAAAGUAAAUCUGGUGGACAUUCAUCAACGUCAAUGGAAAUGAUCGGAAGACAGGAAUCAUUCAUGCGCCUAGCACUGGUCGUGCUUGUUGUUGCAGCCAGUGCCCAGUCAGCCCUGUUAAACCGCAAUAUGAAACUUCUGCGCAGUCGCCUGGGCGAAGUACUUCCGCUUGGCCUGACCUUGUCCGGGGAAGUCAUCCAAUCAAAUCGCAUCUCUCUGCAGCAGGUUCGGGCCCCAGCAACUACUGAAGCUUCCACAGACUUCUGCCUCUCUACAUUUUGUGUUUCUCCGAGAAGGUGUCGGGAUAUGGUUGUGGACAGAGCUUCGUGUAUUAAUGACUGUUUGGAAACCUGCUAUGCUUUGAUACAACGGAAGUGACGUUUUAACGUUGUAUUGAGUUGUAGGUUGUAUUUGUUUGUUGUAUUACGACUCACGCAUCUAUAUGAAGAUUUUCUGUAAAUAAUGUUUGGUGGUAUUAUUGUAUUGUAUAUUACAGCUAUAUAUGGCGGCGGUCUGUAAAUA
This is a messenger RNA of Haliotis rubra (blacklip abalone), 567 nucleotides long. RefSeq lists its product as uncharacterized. The transcript has 2 exons. Lineage: Eukaryota; Metazoa; Mollusca; Gastropoda; Lepetellida; Haliotidae. The record is from RefSeq and is a predicted model, not a curated record. The coding region runs from base 79 to 423 and encodes 114 amino acids.